Molecule: messenger RNA, 1514 nt
Organism: Megalops cyprinoides (Indo-Pacific tarpon)
Lineage: Eukaryota; Metazoa; Chordata; Actinopteri; Elopiformes; Megalopidae
Gene: ube2g1a
Product: ubiquitin-conjugating enzyme E2G 1a (UBC7 homolog, yeast)
Exons: 6
Coding region: 1-513 (170 amino acids)
Biological process (GO): protein polyubiquitination; proteasome-mediated ubiquitin-dependent protein catabolic process
Molecular function (GO): ubiquitin conjugating enzyme activity
Source: RefSeq, a predicted model, not a curated record
AUGACGGAGCCACAGUCAGCGUUGUUACUGAGGAGACAGCUGGCAGAAUUGAAUAAAAAUCCAGUAGAAGGUUUCUCAGCGGGGUUGAUAGAUGACAAUGACCUUUACAGAUGGGAAGUACUAAUAAUUGGCCCUCCAGACACACUUUAUGAAGGUGGUGUGUUUAAAGCACAUCUCACAUUCCCCAGAGAUUACCCACUCAGGCCCCCCAAAAUGAAGUUUAUCACUGAUAUCUGGCAUCCAAAUGUUGACAAGAAUGGUGAUGUAUGCAUUUCGAUUCUGCACGAACCAGGAGAGGAUAAAUACGGUUAUGAAAAACCAGAGGAACGCUGGCUGCCCAUUCACACAGUCGAGACCAUUAUGAUUAGUGUCAUUUCCAUGUUAGCAGAUCCCAACGGAGACUCGCCUGCUAAUGUGGAUGCUGCAAAAGAGUGGAGGGAAGACCGGCAUGGAGAAUUCAAAAGGAAAGUCGCCCGUUGUGUAAGAAAAAGCCAAGAGACUGCCUUUGAGUGACAUCCAGCAGCAUGUAGCUACACUUUUUUUCAGGGUCUCCAAUUGAGAAACAUGGCACUGUUUUCCUGCACUCUACCCACCUAUUGCUGGACUUGUCCUUUUUGAACGUUGGCAGACACAGGCUGGCAGAAUAGGCUGCAAUAGAACAUAACAGCCAUUACCGACGAUGACAAAAAAAGCCUAACAAGUGCCAACAUAAAGAUGAUUACGCAAUUUUUUUGAAGUCUAUGAACUGCUUCAACUUUCAGGAAGAAUUGUAAAGACCUGUACAUAGCACAAACAUAAACCUGAUAAUAUAUAAAUUGUUCAUAUCCAUCCAGCAACACACAUAGUACCAAAUAAGUAGUGCUUCUGUAGUUAGAAUAUGAAUCCUGUAAAUUCUUGAAGAUUUUGUCCUUUCCCCCACACUUUUUGUGAGCAUUAGUUACAGGUUACUUUGAAAGCAAGACUUGUAAACAGAUGACAGUGGGAAAACAGGUUGUGUUGGAAUCUAAUAAUUGGCCAGACUCAUUGAUUCUCUAUUGACUUAAACAGUCUGAAAGUUUAAACCUUGGUUUGUAGAAUUUCCUUGUGCUUAAAAGGGCAUUUGUGGAGAGGGCAGUGAAACACUUAUAGCAUGCUUGUCAUGUUGGAUCUCCUCUUGCUUUUAGUCCUUCAGGUAAAUGCCAUAAGUCUAAAUUUGAAUAUUUUAGUUCCAGAUUUUUCUUUGGUUUUAACACGAGAUGCUCACACUAAAACAUGAAGUUCCUGUGUAAUGUGGUGGAAUACAACUUGUGUUUUGUUGGGCUCAGGUGCAUCUGCAGAAAUGGUGAUUCUCAUCAGAGGUGCUGCAUGCGCAAGAAAUUAAUUUUACAUUGUUUUUCAAAAGUGCCUCCUAUUAAAUUGCUUGGUAACUACACCCUGCUUCAGAAACAAAAGAAAAUUAAGGUUGAAAAGACAGUGAAAUUGCUACAUACCCCUUAAAGUGUGUGUGGUUUUUCUUUUCAGACCCUUUGUACCUU